GAAGCGGGUCCCCGUGUCCUGCGCGUGCAGUGUCUCCAGCACUCCUUCGGUGGGCUCGUGUGAGCCGGAUCACGGAGCCGGUCCGCGCGCACCCCGCGCUCUGACCUCCAGCCGUUCCCCCCGGUGCUCCGACAUGCUGCCGCCGGGAAACGGCUCCUCCGGCUGGACUCCGCCGGACCCGGACCCGGAGCGGUCUGCGGGCGGCGCGUCCGGAGCGGAGGCGGUGGUCGUGCCGGUGGUGUUCGGCCUGAUUUUCGUGGUGGGGUUGGUGGGGAACUGCCUGGUGAUGGUGGUGAUCUGCAGGGUGAGGGCCGGCGGGGGGGCAGGGGGGCGGCGGCCCGGCAGCCCCACCAACAUCUUCAUGGUGAACCUGAGCGCGGCGGACCUCCUCUUCCUCCUUUUCUGCGUCCCCUUCCAGGCCACCAUCUAUUCGCUGCCGCAGUGGGUGUUUGGAGCCUUCCUCUGCACCUUUGCGCACUACUUCUACACCGUCAGCAUGCUCGUGAGCAUCUUCACGCUCGUGGCCAUGUCCGCGGACCGCUACGUCGUCGUUGUGCGCUCAAACAAACCGCCGUACGUGCGCAGCCGCAGGAACGCGCUGGCCGCGGUGUGCGUAAUCUGGACUCUGUCUCUGGUGGUCUCGGUGCCGGUGGCGCAGCACCAGGUCCUCACCAGCCACCCCAGCGCCCCCAACAGCACCUUCUGCUGGGAGGAGUGGUCCGGAGCGGCCCGAGUCUCCUACAAGGUGUGCGUCCUGCUGCUGGGCUUCCUGCUGCCGCUGCUGCUCAUCAGCUGCUGCUACGCCAAG
This is a messenger RNA of Plectropomus leopardus (leopard coralgrouper), 808 nucleotides long. The record is from RefSeq and is a predicted model, not a curated record. NCBI's taxonomy places the organism in Eukaryota, Metazoa, Chordata, Actinopteri, Perciformes, Serranidae.